AUGGUGAAGCCAACCGCUCGCUCCCGGACUGUGGCUUCUUCCCCGGACAUUGUGAGUAGAUGGGAUGGAGGGGGUGACUUGAGAAAUGAUCUUAUCCGGACAAUGAUGAAGUGCGAUGGACAGAAGGAUCUAUGGAAGCGCACAGUGGAGAUUCAGAUCAUCAAGAGUAAGUCCAACGAGCUUACGAUUGUGCAAAGAAUAAAGAAGGUCAUCAAGUUUUGCACCCACCCGAAGCGCAUCAAGACCCACACGAGGCGGGAUAAGUACGAGAGAGACAAGGUCGAGUAUUGGGUGGAGGAGGAGACGAAAGGAAGCUACAAGGUGCUUCAACAAGAAUCAUGGAAUGACAAGCGGGAGAUCGACGUCACCGGGGGCAUGGAUUUGGAUGAGGAGAAGAGCGCAAACGAUGGCACAGAUGAUGAGAGUGACGAUCAUGAUGAUGAUGGGCACAGUGGGUCAUCGAGCUCCUGUGAGAGUGCUACAACAUCCCCGAAGAAACGAAAGCGAGGGUCAUCCAAGAAAGCGAAGAAAACGAAGAAGGCAAAGAAGGAAAAGAAGGAAAAGAAGUCAAAGGACAACAAAAAGCGGAAGGCCAAGAGAAACAAGAGUUCGGCUUCUUCCAAAGGAAGCCCAACCAAGAAAGAAGAUUUGGAAGAGGAAACCCGGGCCGAGGCGAUGGAAAACGCCACCGAGGUGAUGCAGCAGAUCCUUCGUGUCCAGGCGAAGGUGGAGGUUUGUGUGGGAAAGCUAGAGUCGUUGAAGGUGGUUCACGACUACGGUACCAAGCUGGCGCAGUAUCAUGACGAGUUGGCCGAUAUCCGAGCAUGCCACGCUGGCAAGAAGCAGCCCUUUUGUGAGACGUCGCUGAAGAAGCUACAGGACAUCGUGGUGAAUGCCGAAAAGUCUGCCAGGUUCAACAUGGAGGACACCAAGCUCAAGAGGACUUUGCUGAAGAAGGGGGCCUCCAAGGCCGAUGUGUCUCGGGCCCCCAAGGUUAGUGAGGCACACGCUUGCAAAAUCGCAGAAGCGAUGCAUCGAGAGUUGCAGGACCAUCCACGUAUCCAGUCGUCCGGCUUCAUUUCGCGGCUACAAAAUCUUCAUACAACUGGGCAUGACAACCGGAUGCCCAGUGUAUUAAAAGAUUAUGGUUUGCAAGCAGAUAUUCCUACGACGCAUGUUCCAAUUGGCCUCAACCACCCACACCCUGUGCUGCGACUACGAGAUGCAGUGCAAACUUUCGAUACGGUUGGCAAAGUACACCAUCUGUUUGCAGGGAAUGGACCCCAACAGUUGAAAGACUUCUGGUGCAAUCUGCGAAAGCUACACCCUGGCUACGAUGUGUUCGCCACCCAUGGCGAUCGGUUGCAUGCAUGCUUGCCCAUGAUGUUGCACCUGGAUGAAGGUACAAGCCACAAGAAGAAAGGCAUUAUGGUGUUAUCGGCGCAGAUAGUGCUUGGAAGGGGUUCCCGUCGAAGUGCGGGACAUAAUUUCCUUGGUUCGACAUAUCUAUCGCGACUGCUGUUUUCUGCCUUGUUGGCGAGGACAUACAGCAAGAAAAAAUCCAUACUGUAUUCUCUUUUCGAGGAAUGGACUCGAGACUUGGAGGACUGCUAUCGCAACGGCAUCAACAUUUCUGGUGUUCCUGGAAUCCAAAAACUGUAUCCUGUGGUGCUCGCCUGUAAGGGCGACUGGCCUGCACUUACCAAGGCAGGUCGUUUGACGAGGCAUCACUUACGGGAUGCUCCAUCAUCGGAGUUCCCACCUGGGAUUUGUCAUCUUUGUCGAGCCGGCCAGGCCGGCUACCCUUGGAAUGCAUUCGAGUCCAACUCGGCAUGGAUGCGUGGUGACAACCCUCUUCCUUGGACUACGGCUUCCUCUUUGUCAAGGCUUGCUCAAGACAAGCUGAAUCCAGCGAGCUUCUUUGCAAUUGACACAUUCCACGUCUGCCACAAAGGCGUGGUUGCUGACUAUGCUGCUUCGGCUGCGGAACCCUAG
Messenger RNA from Symbiodinium sp. CCMP2592, 1995 nucleotides. The record is from the annotation of a GenBank genome assembly. NCBI's taxonomy places the organism in Eukaryota, Dinophyceae, Suessiales, Symbiodiniaceae.